UUCAACUGAUUCUAGUCCCUCUAAUUAUACGGCUGAAAGUGAAAAUACCAAUUUCCCUAGUAGACCAUAUUGUGAUUCAAGUGCAAGAUUUGUUAUGCAUGCCGAGGAAAUGCAACAAACCGGUCAAUCUGUCAAAAUAACUUUACAUGUAAUACAUGAAGGUGAUAUUUGGAUAUCACAAUUCAAUCAUUCAUUUUUAAUCUCAGAAGUAUUAAAUUUGGCUAUAGCCCAUUUUAUUGAUCCUAAAGAGUACCACACAUUAAGUUCUAAGUACAGAUUGAUCACAAUGCCAUUGAAGAAAAUUCUUCACCUUGAGAACAGAUUAUUUGAUGAAGAUUUAAAAAAUUAUGAUGAAGUUCUCCUGAUUGCUAAAAGACAUAUUGGUUUCUCAACUCCUGUCCAACUAACACCAGAAGACACAAAAGGGCCAUCAAAGGAAGAGAUAGUUGCAGCAACUGCACAUUUAAAUAAACAAAAUUCCAUUCUCGUGGUGCCCUCCUUUGAUUGUCAGGAAAGUUUUCAGUCAGAAAUACGCAAAGUCCUAUACUCACUUGUGGAAGCCUCUGCUAAAGUUUUGGCCCAGAGCCCAGAUGCCAAAAUUGUUUUUGAUGGUAUAGCUGCAAGAAUCAACGCGAAGAAUAAGAAAGAGAUUGACAAAAAUGCAGUGAAAUACUUGAAAGAUUUAGGAUUUACUGAAGUUCAAGCCAGAUAUGCAUUGCGCUUGAAAAGGAAUCGUCAGAUAGAAGCUAUGGAAUGGCUUCUUGAGAAUAGCCAUAGGGUGAAGGAAGAACCCCAGGAGAAAGCUGAGGAAGCAUCAGCAAGCACUUUAGAUACUUCAUCCUACAUCACAGGUGAUAACCCCUUGCACACCAUCAACAAGUUGCUGCGAGACAUCAGAGACUUCCAUUACAGACAUUUUGAGCCAAGUCCCAAGGCCUUGGAGACUCUGCAGAACAUGGGCUUCAGCCAAGAUGACGUUGUGGAGGCUCUGCGCGUCACAGGCAACAAUCAAGUAUUAGCCUGUGAGUGGUUGUGUGGGGAGAGGGACCCAGCUGUCACACAGCCUGAUGCAGGACUGGAUCCUGAAGGCCAACUCUACAAGGCACUGAUGAACAAUCCUGCAAUACAACUGGGCUUACACAAUCCAAAAAUAAUGUUGGCAUUCUUGUCGAUUUUGGAGAACCCGACCAGUGCCAACCUGUGGCUGAAUGAUGUAGACACUGCUCCCAUUCUGGGACAGGUGUUCAAGACCUACCACUCAGAGAAACAUAUCAUGGUUGUCAAUCAGCAGAUGGAGUUGAUCAAACGACAGCAAGGUCCCUCGUGAUGGCUCAACCUAUAGUGGACCUCACUUAACCCCACUAUUGUUUUAUAAAUUUUUUGUAUGUUGAAGGCUGUGAUUAGAUUUUAUUAAUAAAUAUCAAUGAUUUAAACAGC
Molecule: messenger RNA, 1437 nt
Organism: Homalodisca vitripennis (glassy-winged sharpshooter)
Lineage: Eukaryota; Metazoa; Arthropoda; Insecta; Hemiptera; Cicadellidae
Gene: Kpc2
Product: ubiquitin-associated domain-containing protein 1
Exons: 6
Coding region: 95-1327 (410 amino acids)
Molecular function (GO): protein binding
Source: RefSeq, a predicted model, not a curated record